Messenger RNA from Vitrella brassicaformis, 295 nucleotides. The record is from the annotation of a GenBank genome assembly. Lineage: Eukaryota; Vitrellaceae.
AUGUCUGCGAGUCAGCCCAUGUCGGUCAAGUUCGAGGGCUCUGAGGACACUCUGACCAUAUCAGAGGCCGUGGCGCAGCAGUACACCUUCUUCCAAGCCGUAAGGAACCGAUCAUGGCACUGCAUGUGCUGCUGGGUGCAAGAUCUGACUGCCUUCGUGUGUUGUGCUGCAGUUGCUGGACGGCGGUUUCCAGGAGUCGGCCGAGCGCACAGUGACGCUCAAGGAGAUCUCCCGGCCAAUAGCUGCCGUCGUGCUGCAGAGGAGAAACGACAUGCUCAAAGAUAUCACACGAGAG